Pantherophis guttatus is the source of this 3925-nucleotide messenger RNA. RefSeq lists its product as uncharacterized. NCBI's taxonomy places the organism in Eukaryota, Metazoa, Chordata, Lepidosauria, Squamata, Colubridae. The record is from RefSeq and is a predicted model, not a curated record. Gene Ontology annotation, molecular function: structural molecule activity.
CUUCCAUUACUGUAGGGUUAUUACAAUGCUCAUCUGUAUGGUUUUUGGAACUGCAGUUACACGAAAUUGCAAACAUCAGCAAUUCUCAUCUUUGAGCAGUGUUUCUAGCAUGUACAAGGACACAGGGUGAAACAAUGUAUAACCUGUAACAUUUGCCGCUUUCAGUGUAUCUUGUGUAGCUAUCAUUGUGUGUGAAUACAUGCAUUUUCUCAUGAAAACCAAUGAUGUAAUUACUAACCAAUUAUUGUGCCUUGGAGAUUUGUUAACCAAUAAUAAAGUAACACGCAUAGUAGGUGAGAACUGAGAAACUUAGAAACUAUAUAAACUAUGUCUGAUGCUCAAUAAAGUUGCUGUUGAUUCUACUCUUAAUUCUGCUAUCCGUGGAUGUUUUCCUUUCACUCAUCUCACACAUCUUCAGCCUCCGGGAAAUGAAUGCAACAUUUGGCGCCCGGAACAGGGACCCAUAUUUCGUCCAGGCAAGGACAGGUGCACCGUCAGCCUUUGGGCUGCUUCUCAAUCUUAUCUCUUAUAAGGUUUCUGUAAGUAUGGGUUCUUCGCUUUCUCAAGGACAAAGGAAGCAUGUAGAUGAUUUACUUUAUCUUCUUAAAAAGUCUGAACUUUCUGUUUCACAGAAGGCUCUUUAUCGGCUGGUACGAGAAAUUGCCUUAACUUAUUCAUUCUAUCCUGAUAGGGGUUCUUUAAAAUUGUCAGAUUGGGAAAAAGUUGGCAAGGUUUUGCAUUCUAAGAUAAGUUUAGAGGUAGAUAUUUUGCAUGCUUGGCAUCUAUGUAGACAUGCUAUAGAAAUGUUUGGUCGGAAGGAAGAGGAGCUUUCUUCUCCUGUAACACCUCCUUCUGACACUCUGCCUGAAAAGGAAGCUUUGACUUCUGACUCUAAAGCUGAAGUUUCUAAAUCUGAAGUACUUCCUUCUGCUUCCUCUGAUAUAGUAAUACCUUCUGCUCCUUCUGACACUGAAAUACCUUCUGCUCCUACUGAUAUUGAACAAAAGAUUUUGAAGCCUCUUUCUGAGAUUUUGAAACCUCCUUCUGAGAUUUUAAAACCUCCUUCUGCUUCUUCUGUUCCUUCUCCUUCUGUCUCUUCUGACAUUGAACAGAAAUCUUCUAACAUUGAACUGAAACCUCCUCCUUCUAAUAUUGUUCUAAAGUCUUCUUUUCAAAAGAUGGUUGAAAAUUGUAAGGCAGAUGUUGCUAUUUCUGGGGAAGAGUUAGCUGAAUUGUUGUCAGUAUGUCCAGUGCAAUAUCAACCAGGACCACAAGCUGGACAACAGAUUGCAGAAUGGGAAGGUUUGCCAUUUCAAAUUUUACGAGAGUUGAAGAAGGCUAUUUCUGCUUAUGGAAUUAUGUAAAUCUUCUCCCCCUUCCUCCUCCUCCCUCUCUUGUGCAUCCUCAGCCACAACAGGUAGCGCUGGGAUCGAUCUAAUUACUCAAGAAGACUUGGAUUUUAAAUUUCCUUUAGAAGUUAAACUUGUUUCUUCUCAAUACACUGGUCCUCUCCUUUCUGGAUUAGUUGGUAUUAUUUUACCUCGCUCUUCUGCUCAUAAAUUAGGAUGUUUUGUAGUUCCAGGAGUUAUUGAUUCUGAUUACACUGGAGUUAUUCUUAUGCAAAUUUGGGUUAAUAUUCCACAAUUUCUUCCUAAAGGAUCUUCUGUUGCACAACUUCUUUUUUUUCCUUAUAAGGUACCUAAUCCAGGUACUGGACAACGUGGUAAUUCUGGAUUUGGUUCAACUCUUAAUUCUAUAGGACUUCUUCAGUCUAUUAAUUCUUUUAGACCACUUCUUACUUUAUAUCUUAAUAAACAAUCUUUUCAAGGUCUGCUAGACACAGGUGCCGAUGUUACUGUCAUCUCCCUUUUACAGUGGCCUGUGCAAUGGCCUAAACGUGAUGUUCAUUCCUUAUGGGGCAUUGGUGGGUCUACAACUGCUUGGCAAAGCAUUCAUCCCAUAGUCAUCACAACUUCUGCUGGAUCCUGUUUCACGACCUUUGGUACUCUAUCGUCAACUUCCUGAUCCUGCCUGGCGUGGACCUACAAAACUUAUAACCUGGGGUCAUGGUUACGCUGCAAUUGAAGAUCUGCAAACGAAACAAGCUGUGUGGAUUCCAGGCCGAUGUGUUCAUCCUUAUCAUGGAAAAACAAAUGAAAACUCUCAAGUUACAACAUCCUCCACUCUUGACUUGGGACCAAUUUGAAGUUCAACAACGAUUCAACAAGUCCUUUCUUAUGUGCUGUUUUUUCUUUUUUUCUCUCUCUCUCUAUUUUCUGAUAAUUCUGAAGCAAUUAUUGAUUUUCCCCUUAGUCCUAAUCUUUGGAUUCGUCAUGCUCAAUAUAUGUUUUUGAUUCAUGGUAGUAAUAUAACUUUAUAUUAUGAACCUCCUAUGGCUUUUGGUCAAGUUGCCUUUAUUCCUAAUUUAGUUAAGUCUUCUGCUUUCAUUGUUUUGCAACUUCAACAUAUUUCUUCUUCUUGGUUAUUUUCUACUCCUCCAUAUGAAUUGAAUUUAGUUAAAUGGAAGUAUCUUUGUAUUAAUCAAUUUACUAGAGGUUUAUGUUUUUGUUGUUAUGCUCGUCAUAAUUAGCUUAAUAAAUGGUCUGAUUAUUCAAAAGCUAAACGUAUUUUAGAUAAAGUAGGGAAUUAUAGUUAUUGUAUUCAGAAAUAUUGGUUAUGGGGUAAUAUUAAUGAAACAUCACAAGGACAUAAUAUUAUACCUGAUAUGUAUCCUGAUGAUUUUCCUAUUUUUCAAGUCACUGACGUCUCUGAUAUGGGAUCAAGUGGAUCAAUCUGUGCUGGAUGGCAAUUAAAAGAUCCUGCUAUGUGGUUUUUCUUUGAUAAAUAUGCAACAAAUGUACACCCUCAAAACUAUCAAUGUGCUGCAAUUGGAUAUUUGUCUUUACCUGUACAAAUAGGUGUUUCUGAUAGAUUGUCAACUCGAAGGAGACGUGCGGUCAUGGGAUCAACAUGUUCUGAUGAAGUCAUUAUUGAUACUCAACUUUCUUCAUUGCCUACUUUUGGACGUGCUUUAGCUGGAGCCAUAACUGGAACUAUUACUUUGGGAUCAUAUCCAGGAAUAAUAGCUCAAGAAAAUAGACAUUCUGUUCUGGGACUAACAUGUCGAUUGGAGAAAUCUAUUAAUGCUACUGCUGCUAUUAUUUGUGAUUUGCAAAAUGAAAUCGAAGAACUAAAUUAAGAUUUGAUUCAACAACGCUUUGCUAUAGACUAUUUGUUAGCUCGUCAAGGUGGAUUUUGUACCUUGGUUGGUCAACAUGCUUGUGCUGUGCAUUUUCAUUCACUUAAUAAGACAAUUGAAGAUGAAUUAGCUAAUAUACAAGCUGAUAUAAAAAAUAAUGUACAUGUGGAAUUUUCUCCUUUUGCUUGGCUAACUGAUUGGUUACCUGAUCUUGCUUGGUUAAAACAAUUGUUUUUCUAUGGUGUAAUUGUAUUUGCAUUACUUAUACUUUUUUGUUGUUGUAUGCAAUGUAUUCCUACAUUUUUUGCAAUGUUUUGUAAGUCACCUCAAUUUACUUUAACCUUCAUUAAAAUAAAAAGCGAGGAAAUGUAGGGUUAUUACAAUGCUCAUCUGUAUGGUUUUUGGAACUGCAGUUACACGAAAUUGCAAACAUCAGCGAUUCUCAUCUUUGAGCAGUGUUUCUAGCAUGUACAAGGACACAGGGUGAAACAAUGUAUAACCUGUAACAUUUGCCGCUUUCAGUGUAUCUUGUGUAGCUAUCAUUGUGUGUGAAUACAUGCAUUUUCUCAUGAAAACCAAUGAUGUAAUUACUAACCAAUUAUUGUGCCUUGGAGAUUUGUUAACCAAUAAUAAAGUAACACGCAUAGUAGGUGAGAACUGAGAAACUUAGAAACUAUAUAAACUAUGUCUGAUGCUCAAUAAAGUUGCUGUUGAUUCUACUCUUAA